Drosophila grimshawi is the source of this 2444-nucleotide messenger RNA. Its product is annotated as protein-glucosylgalactosylhydroxylysine glucosidase. Gene Ontology annotation, biological process: carbohydrate metabolic process. NCBI's taxonomy places the organism in Eukaryota, Metazoa, Arthropoda, Insecta, Diptera, Drosophilidae. The record is from RefSeq and is a predicted model, not a curated record. Bases 47 to 2263 code for a protein of 738 amino acids. Gene Ontology annotation, molecular function: catalytic activity. The transcript has 6 exons.
AGUAUUGCUCGGACAUUCUCGUGCAUUGGAUUAAUGUGCAGAAAAAAUGUUGAAGCUGUACUUAGUUCUGUUUAUUGGAUUCAUCUGGAGCUGCGGAGCAGAUACACCAGAAAGUUACUUUCUAAAGACACACAGCCUGCCCAAAGAUCUCAACUUUAUGCCGAGUCUAUCCAACGGUCAUCUGGGUUACACCAUUUUUGGGGAUGCCAUCUUUAUGAAUGGUGUCUAUAAUGGAGCUGCUGGGAAUAGCAAACGAGCACGAAUACCAAACUGGAUUAAUACAAGUGCCGAGCUAUGUGAUCGCUUUGGCUGUAUGACCAGCAAUGAUAUCAGCUAUGAGAUGGAUCUGCGCGAUGGCUACUUCCGGUAUAGAACAAAUUAUGCAUCCAAGGGAAUCACGCUGGAACAGCGCACAUAUCCACAUCGAUAUUACAAUCGAGCGCUGGUCUAUGAACUUUUGGCCUUCAGGCAUACAACAGUUCUACGAAUUGACUCGCCCUUGUACUUAAAGAUAACACAGCAGCCGGGCAGCGCCAGCGAUGCCUUUGACUUUGUGGUGCUCAACAAUGGAAGCGAUGCUCCUGGAGAUUAUCGCGUGCUGCACGGACGCACAAAGGUACUGGAAUUUGAGCAGCUACAACCAAAGCCUCAUGAGAUUUACGUGUUGUUCAGUGAGUCGCUGGAGCAGCCACGUCAUUUGAAUUGGCCCACGUGGCAAGCAGAGUUGCAACAUCGCAUCAUAAUUUGCAUGGAUCGCCAGCAAGGUGUGGCACUCAAGGAACUGCAGGAUGUGCUCCAGCUGAAGGACGUGGCAGUUCUGCAAAGUCAUCGACAGGUUUGGAAUGAUUUCUGGGAUAAGCAGUUCUCCAUUGAACUGAUGGGCAAGGAUGCAUUGGAACUGUCGCGCAUUGUGAACGCAGGCAUCUUUUAUUUGGCCAGCUCCUUGCCAACACUGAGCAGCAAUCAGGCGAAUGAACCCUACUACGGCCUAAGUCCCACGGGCUUGGCACGCGGCAAUCUGCCGGCGGACUACCAGGGACAUAACUUUUGGGACACGGAGAUUUGGAUGCUGCCAGUAGCCACCCAAUUAGGUUAUGAGUACGGCAAACAGCUGUUUGACUAUCGCUUCAGACAUCUGGAGGGCGCCAGAAUCAAUGCCCAGGUGAGAGGCAACAAAGGUGCCAGAUUUCCAUGGGAAAGCGCCUACACUGGGGCUGAGGUAACCCAUCCCUGUUGCCCCGAAAUCGCUGAACAGGAGAUCCACAUCUCGCCGGACAUAUCAUUUGCGCUGCAGCAGUUCUUUGCUCAGACCAAUGACCAUGCCUGGGCAUGUGAACGUGCCUGGCCCAUUGCUGCCGAGGUGGCCGAGUUCCUGGUCAGCCGGUCAAGCUGUGAGUCAACGAAGCAAUUGUGUCACUUCCUCAACAUCAUGGGACCGGAUGAGGAUCAUGCCAAUGUAGAUGACAACGUGUACACCAAUGCUGUGGCCAAGAUAGCCUUAGACUUUGCCGCAUGGCUGGGCGGCAAGUGUGGCAACAGCAGCAGCACAGAGCUGAUCAAGGAAUGGCGCAAGCUUAAGGAUCAACUUGUAAUUCUACAUGAUGUAGAUCUGGAUUACCAUCCACAGCAUUUGGGCUACAAGGUAAAUGAGACGGUGAAGCAAGCGGAUACAAUCCUACUUGGUUAUCCAUUGCAGUUCGACACCAGUUCCACUCAUCUGAAUGAUUUACACUAUUAUGAGAAUGUAACGCGGGAAACUGGUCCGGCAAUGACCUGGUCGAUGUUUGCUGCCAAUUAUUUGGCCACCAGUGAGAAUGAACGUGCCCAUGAAUUCUUUACGCGUGGCUACCAGAACUAUGUGCAUCCCGAGUUCAAGGUGUGGAGCGAGGCAACGAUUGGCUUUGAGGGCUCAGCGAAUUUUCUGACUGGCAUCGGUGGCUUUCUGCAAGCCCUCAUCUUUGGCUAUGGUGGCCUCAACUUUGUCCGUGUCGGAGACGCAUCCCAGUUGCAGCUCAAAGUUGCCAAUGUGCCGCCCCAGGUGGACCAGGUGCAGAUCCAGUUUAUGCGAUUUGCACACAGCGAAUGCAGCUGGCGUUUUCAGUACAACAGCUCCAGCUUGAACUGUACGAGUACGGCGGAUCAGCGCUUUGAGUUAAUCCAGGGAGAUCGUCACACAAUCUUGGACAGCAACUUUAAUGUGACACUUAACAGAGGCGACGCACCGAUCUACAUAACUACGCUGAUUUCUGGAUCAGGAAUUUAACACUCCCUUGGAAAGAUGACCAAAUAUCCAGCUAUAGAAUUUACUGAUUGUAAUAACAAUAAUAUUUAGAUAUUUUUUUAAUCUGCCUGCAAAUGUAGAUGACAGAUCUUUCGUAAAAGCUGUUCCAAUUUUUGUCUAUAUUAUAUUAUUUCUUUCCUGACGUUCUGAAGACACUUCCAGA